This is a messenger RNA of Alternaria conjuncta, 1539 nucleotides long. RefSeq lists its product as uncharacterized. Lineage: Eukaryota; Fungi; Ascomycota; Dothideomycetes; Pleosporales; Pleosporaceae. The transcript is spliced from 3 exons. The record is from RefSeq and is a predicted model, not a curated record. Bases 1 to 1539 code for a protein of 512 amino acids.
AUGUCGAAGCUAAGAUGUGAAAUCACUCACACAUCGCUUCAAAGCCUGCCAGAGUACACUGCUAUCUCGGGGGCUGCAAUACCUGUUGCUGUCAGUCUUUACGAUGCGCUGAGGGCGGUCCGUCGCAAGAAAGAAGACAUCUUUGUAUGGGUUGAUGCGCUCUGCAUCGACCAGCAGAACAGAGACGAGAGAGCUACACAAGUUCGAUUGAUGGGUCAGAUCUACAGCGGUGCAGUGUCAGUAGCCAUUUGGAUAGGACCGGAGCAUGAUGAGAGUGCAUUGGCACUAGAACUACUGCACAGUGUGGCUGAAAAUUCGAUCGACUCGCAACAUAUCAGGUCCACCCGCAACCCAGACUCUCUGGCGCUCUUGAAUUUAUUCAAGAGAGAUUACUGGAAGCGGCUAUGGGUGUUUCCCUGGGAGAUAUACUUGAAGGCCGGGGAAAUCUUCUGGGACCAAGAGAGCGACCCGCAUAACCGCCAAGGACCAACCAGCUUCCCAGACCGCGAAACCCUAGAGCAAAUUGGAGAUGAGUCACUAUUAGAGGUAAUGCGAGCAUGCAGGAAGAAGCUGAGCGAGAAUCCCCGCGACAAAGUUUUCGGCAUUCUGGGUCUGCUUUCGGACGCUACACAACGCGUUUUCCCAGUCGACUACAGUCAGUCAGUCAAGACGGUCUACACAGAUGUGGUCGACCACCUGAUCUCGACUACUGAAAAGCUCGAUGUGAUCCGCGAAGCAAUACACUUCCCCCUGCACGUCAAUUCUACAGGUCUCCCCAGCUGGUGCCCUGAUUGGUCGCACAUCCCAGAGGUGCCUGGCCUCGGGCGUACUCUCAACUUUGCAGCUUCCAGUAACGUAAAUGGCCCUACUAAGGCUCAGUAUUGGUUUCACGAUGAACGGCGAAAGCUCGAAAUCUCCGCAAUCAGGAUCGACACAAUCAUAGCAACAGGUGUUGCUGUAGGCACGUUCUGUUCUGCUCAAGACUACCUGACAGCCUUUCUACAAUGGCGCGCAAUGCUGCUGCAUGAACUAAAUGUGGGAGAAGGCAAUGAUACCGAUCCAAUUCACAGCUCUUUCUGUAGGACGCUAUGUCUUGGACAAGUGCCGCUAGAAUGGAGCCAGUCAGGCAUGUGGCACGGCCUCUGUUACCACGUCUUCGCAGCUCUUAUUCGCGAAAGAAUGCCUCGCCUACCACUGGACAAAGACCUUGAACGUCACGUGAGCACAACGGGGCUCAUUGAGCCCAAACUACGGCGCACGUUCUUGCAAGACCAUCUCGGUAACCGUAUGAUGGGACGUAGCCUGUGUAUUACAGAAGGCGGCUUGAUUGGUAUGGGUUCGGGCUACAUGAAAGCAGAAGAUGUUGUUGUCGUUCCGUUUGGUUGUUCCACACCUAUCCUGCUCCGCCCGGAGGGCCGUCGCAACGAGUAUAGGUACGUGGGUGACGUCUAUAUCGACGGGUACAUGCACGGCGAAGCCCUGGCUCAAAUGGAAGCAAGAGAUCCGAGGAGAGUAGUUUCUAAGUACAUGCUCUGUUGA